CAAAGAAACCUUGGAAGCCUUGAGGAUGUGCAAUGUGCUCCAUCACAUGGAUUCCCCGCGACGGCACCUCAUCCUCGUUUUUCAAUCAGGAGGAUGGAUGAGAAGUUGGAUCUCAUUGACUGCGCAUUCUUCUUUAGAAAACGCCAACCAUGGCCUCAAGGCGAGAGCAUCGUUCCUACAACAGUUAGUUUACCCCUUCGUAGCCAAACUUUGGAAUUAAUUAACUUGCCGUUUCCGUACAUUGCUUGGGUCAGGCUUCAUUCAGACCUAAAGGAGCAAUGUCUCUGUUGUGUCUUUUUUGCUCUCCUCCCUCCAAUAGGAGACAUCGUCCCAUUUGUCUGCAUGAAGCGGAGAUGAUGAUGCGCUGUUGUUUAUCCGGGCAGUCAGCCUGGAUUUCCUGAUUCAGACAAUAAUUUCAUUAACUAGUUAUGUCUCCCAGCAGGCUUUUCUGGAAGCGAGCAUGCUUGGCCACAGCCCAUUCCUAGCCAAGUCAAUUGCUCUUCUUUGUUUCUUUCUCACGGUUGAAGUCUGGGCACGAACGAGGACACGGCGUUCAAAAACUGCGGGUGCACCCUCUUGCGGUUACUCGGUACACUAUUACCCUAUUGCGACGUUCCAGUUGUAUGCCUGAUACCUAAAUUAGUAGAGGUACCAGGGCUCUUUGAUAUAAAGCCUACAGAUGCAGAGCUUUCCGACCCCAAAAGGGGGGCCUUAAUGAACGGGCAGAAAGAAGUCGCCAAGCUUCAUUCUCAGUUCCCAUUCACCGCGCGAAAUUUCAUUGUCCUCACAUUCACCUGCUGCUGGCUAUAAUAAAACCACCUUGGAACGUUUAACACCAUGGUUAGGCGCAACAUCAAACUCCUCUCCAACGGCGCGCGGCAUCAUCAGAUCCCUACUUUCUCAUCUCACUGCUACGAAACCUACCACGAAACAGGAGUAUAAGAAGGAUAUUAAGCGGCCAACAACCAUGGCAGCCCAAACCCAAACUCCCCCGCAGUUCACACACAUCCAGUCCAAGGGCAUUUAUCACGGCCUGCCAGUCAUUCCGGAAUCUGAUUCCCGCAAGGGGCUGACAGCGAUUGUAACGGGAGCCAAUGGCAUAUCAGGUAGCCACAUGGUGCGCGUGCUGGCAGAAACCCCCGAGCGCUGGGCAAAGAUAUACACCAUGUCCCGUCGUGCGGCUAUUGGAGGGAGCAAAUAUGGGAAUGUGACGCAUCUCGAGCUGGACUUCUUGAAGAGCUCGCCGGGAGAUUUGGCCAAGGCCAUGGUGGAGAAGGGAGUUAAGGCUGACUAUGUCUUCUUCUACUCGUAUAUUCAGGUUCCUCCGAAGACUGAGGGGUCGAUUUGGUCAGAUGCACAGGAGAUGUGCAAUAUAAAUGGUGCUUUGCUCUCCAACUUCAUCCAGGCUCUUAAACUUGCUUCAAUCACUCCCAAGCGCUUCAUGCUCCAAACAGGUGCCAAAAGCUACGGUGCACACCUCGGCACCGCGAAAUCUCCUCAAGUAGAAUCAGAUCCUCGCGUUACAAUCGAACCAAAUUUCUACUAUGACCAAGAAGAUUUGCUCUUCCAGUACUGCGAGGAAACAGGCACGGAAUGGAACGUCGUCCGCCCUUCAUUCAUCCUCGGAGCCGCCAAAGACGCAGCCAUGAACCUGGCUUACAGUCUUGGUGUCUUUGCCGCCGUCCACGAACAUUUAGGCAAGCCAUUGGUCUUCCCUGGAAAUAUAGCUUCGUUCGAUGUCAUCAGAGACCUGUCUUCGGCUAUGUUGAAUAGCUAUAUGGCGGAAUGGGCUGUGCUAAAUCCAGUUGCCCCCAACGAGGCAUUCAAUGCCUGCGACUGCAGCGCAGUGACUCCCGGCGCUCUCUGGACCGCGCUUGCAAAGAUGUAUGGGCUUGAAUGUAAAGUUCCAGAUCCAAAUGCUGAGUAUCAGAGCCUCACUCUACCAUUUGAUCCUCCUCCUCGAGGAUUUGGACCUCCCGAAAAGAUCGAAUUCACCUACAGCAUUGCCGCAUGGGCGUACGACCCACAGGUCCACACAGCAUGGCAAGAGCUCACACAGAAACAUGGCCUCGUCCACAACCCAUUCGCCACACCAGCUGAUCGAAACCGUAUCUUCGGCUUCACGGAUACCGCUAUUUUGGGAGGAACCCCCGUGCACUUCAGCAUGGACAAAUCUCGUAAGCUGGGUUGGCAUGGCACCGCUGACAGUUUCGCGUCGCUACGCAAUGUUCUCGAGGAAUUCGUGCAGAUGAAAAUGCUGCCGCCAUUGCCUUCGACCGCGUAGACAUGCCUGCCGGCCAGCUGCCUUUUCUGGAUAUUUGUCUCCUUUUUAGUAUUUUCCUCAUCAACUCUUCUUUUGUCCCGGCGAUUUCGUGUCAAUUUUCUUUUUUGACUCCUUCCGUUUUCAGGCGUUCAUGAUGAUUCAUUCAUGUUAUUUUUUCCCCGAGCUGUAUUGGUGAUGAAUGUAGGGUAACGAAAACUCCCCGAUUUUUAUUCUUGCCUAAACACGAUCCAAGACAACUCGCGGUCUUCUGAUGCAACCUGCAGGUGAUCAGUCCAGUUUGCAGUCCCUUGCCUAUCUUCUGCUUCAGAACACCAUAACACCGGUGAUCAGUCUGGGUUGUGGCCACAGUUGCGCCCCCACCACUGCAGCUGGUGAUCAGUCCAGUUUGCAGUCCCUUGUCUAUCUUCCACUUCAGAAUGCCAUAGCACCAGUGAUCGGUCGGGGUUGUGGCCACAGUUGUGGUAGACCCACCUUCUUCGAAAAAGGUCUAGCGCUCACUCCCUCAUUCCUUAUUAGGUUUAGCACCCGCGGCAUUUAGUGGUUUCUAUCACCUUCUUUCAACCUCAUCCUGCCACCCCAUUUUCAUUCCCCGCGACCGCUCCUUUUCGGACAGGGGAACUGUGGCGUCCACCCUUGCUACUCCUCAGGGCUUCCGCUCCUCCCUUCUUCCACUCCAUCCUUAUUCCUCUAUCUGGAAGCACAUCCACCUGCUACUUCCCAGGGCUUCUGCCCCUUCCUUCCUGGGGCUUCCACUCCUUCCUUCUGUAAAGUCAACCAUGAUAAACAAACAAGCAUGUACUUAUAUAUAUAUAUAGGGGCGCCCUCCAUCUUAGAAGAAGGAGACAAGAUUUACCUUUUUACAUGUACUAUACAUGAUUGGCAUACACUGCAAGUGAUGUAUGCUGCAGGGGCUGUGUAAUGCUUAUGAUACCUAUUUUUUAAAGUGCAGGCCGGAGCAAUUUAACCCCGCUGCAGAAGUCUCAUUGAGCAAAGAAGGCAAAUAUGUAGCUGCACUGAGAUAAUGCAAUAAAUGGUCACUCUUUUUUGGGCUGCAAAGUCUUAGCUACCAUGUGCGAUGGAUUAAGCGCCUGUAUUAAGGCCUGAAAUUGUUCACCUCCUUGGCAUGCCAACCAGCGCCAUGUGCCAAUCAUGCGGGAAUUUCCCUUGCUUUCAGCAAGUACUUUCCUGAUACAGUUUUUUCCUAGAAACCUUUUAUGUGAAGAUGAAAGUUACUGCUUCUUUCUUGACCUUUUGAAUAUUUGUGUUUGUUCUAAGGAGGUAGUUGGUGUUACACCUGCCGAGGCAAUAUGGCACUGACUUGGCUGGCUUGGUGGGCUGUCAUCAUCCUCACCUGUGAGCACUGAUUUGGAGUUGGAUUGUUGGGAGUAUUGACCUGACUGCGAAAUGUCAAAAUCCACAUCAGAGAGUAUCUGAUCAAUUACAGAGCAUAUUCUUUUAAAAUGAGUUGGCAUUCAUAUAUCAUAGACAUUUCUCAUGAAUCUGUAUAUUGUUCAUUUCUCUUUGUCAUUCAGAGCAGUAAAAUCAAACUUGUGAAUUGAGUGAUAGUAAAAAUUUGUCUUCUCUUCUUCAAGAACUGCAUAGUAACUGUAGAUCCUCA
Molecule: messenger RNA, 3902 nt
Organism: Blastomyces dermatitidis ER-3
Lineage: Eukaryota; Fungi; Ascomycota; Eurotiomycetes; Onygenales; Ajellomycetaceae
Product: NAD dependent epimerase/dehydratase
Exons: 5
Coding region: 968-2284 (438 amino acids)
Source: RefSeq, a predicted model, not a curated record